This is a messenger RNA of Phodopus roborovskii (desert hamster), 1599 nucleotides long. It is a transcript of the gene Pank2, whose product is annotated as pantothenate kinase 2. The record is from RefSeq and is a predicted model, not a curated record. The transcript is spliced from 7 exons. The coding region runs from base 83 to 1420 and encodes 445 amino acids. Lineage: Eukaryota; Metazoa; Chordata; Mammalia; Rodentia; Cricetidae. Gene Ontology annotation, molecular function: pantothenate kinase activity; ATP binding. Gene Ontology annotation, cellular component: cytosol; nucleus. Gene Ontology annotation, biological process: coenzyme A biosynthetic process.
UGCGCCUGCGCUCAGCGGGCUGCGCGAAGACGGCGAGGCGGCGCUGGGGGCCUGGCUCGGGCGGCAGCGACGGCUGCUGCGGAUGGGAGCGGGUCGGCUCUGCGCGCCUAUGGAGCGCCAGGGCAGGGCUACCGCCUCCUCAACCUCGGCCGGCGAGUCGGCGUCCGUGGACGCCGAAGCGCGGAGGCGGGAGCCGCUCAGGCGCCGGGCGAGUAGCGCGGUGCCGCCGGGGUCCGGGGCGGCGGAGGGCGUGAGACGGGAACGGCCUGGCUCCCUCAGCGGCACCGUCCCGGUCGUCCGCCCGCGCGGCGAGGGCCUCCGGAAGAGGCGGCCGCUUUUUCCAUGGUUUGGCUUGGAUAUUGGUGGAACCCUAGUCAAGCUGGUUUAUUUUGAACCUAAAGACAUCACUGCUGAAGAAGAAAAGGAGGAGGUGGAGAGUCUGAAAAGCAUUCGAAAGUACCUGACCUCCAAUGUGGCUUAUGGAUCCACAGGAAUCCGGGACGUGCACCUUGAGCUGAAGGACCUGACUCUGUGUGGACGCAAAGGCAAUCUGCACUUUAUACGCUUUCCCACUCAUGACAUGCCUGCUUUUAUUCAAAUGGGCAAAGAUAAAAACUUCUCGAGUCUCCACACUGUCUUUUGUGCCACUGGAGGCGGAUCAUACAAAUUUGAGCAGGAUUUUCUCACAAUAGGAGACCUUCAACUUCACAAACUGGAUGAACUGGAUUGCUUGAUAAAAGGAAUUUUAUACAUUGACUCAGUUGGAUUCAAUGGACGGUCACAGUGCUAUUAUUUUGAAAAUCCUGCUGAUUCUGAAAAAUGUCAGAAGUUACCAUUUGAUUUGAAAAAUCCAUACCCUCUGCUUCUGGUGAACAUCGGCUCAGGGGUUAGCAUUUUAGCAGUGUAUUCCAAAGAUAAUUACAAGAGGGUCACAGGCACCAGUCUUGGAGGAGGAACUUUCUUUGGUCUCUGCUGUCUUCUUACUGGCUGUAGCACUUUUGAAGAAGCUCUUGAAAUGGCAUCUCGUGGGGAUAGCACCAAAGUGGACAAAUUAGUUCGAGACAUUUAUGGAGGAGACUAUGAAAGGUUUGGAUUGCCAGGCUGGGCUGUGGCUUCAAGUUUUGGAAACAUGAUGAGCAAGGAGAAGAGAGAGGCUGCCAGUAAGGAGGACCUUGCCAGAGCAACUUUGAUCACCAUCACCAACAACAUUGGCUCCAUAGCAAGAAUGUGCGCCCUUAAUGAAAACAUUAACCAGGUUGUAUUUGUCGGCAAUUUCCUGAGAGUCAACACAAUCGCCAUGCGGCUUCUGGCAUAUGCUCUGGAUUACUGGUCCAAGGGGCAGCUGAAAGCACUGUUUUCAGAGCAUGAGGGUUAUUUUGGAGCUGUUGGUGCACUCCUUGAGCUGUUGAAGAUACCCUGACUGUUACCCAGAGGACUUCCUGAAACCUACCACAAGGGCAUCUGUGGACUCUUUUUUUCUUUUUUUGUUUUGUUUUUUAAAGAGACUUAAAGUUUUAUGAUCGUGUACUAUCCAAAUCAGAGCAAGAAACAAAUGUAUUUUUCUAAGUCAUCAAGAUAAAUUCUUAAAAUUCUGUCUAA